This is a messenger RNA of Pteropus alecto (black flying fox), 1920 nucleotides long. It is a transcript of the gene BCKDHA, whose product is annotated as branched chain keto acid dehydrogenase E1, alpha polypeptide. Lineage: Eukaryota; Metazoa; Chordata; Mammalia; Chiroptera; Pteropodidae. The transcript has 9 exons. Gene Ontology annotation, biological process: branched-chain amino acid catabolic process. Bases 171 to 1574 code for a protein of 467 amino acids. Gene Ontology annotation, molecular function: oxidoreductase activity, acting on the aldehyde or oxo group of donors, disulfide as acceptor. The record is from RefSeq and is a predicted model, not a curated record.
GGGCAGGUUGCUCUCUUCUUUGCCUGUUACAGAAACUAGUGCGGUGAGGCGAUCAGAGUAAUUUUUGGGAAGCUAGAUUGUUUGUAUUCACCCAUAUAUAUGUCCUAGAGACUUCAGAACUAGUAGCAGUGGUUUCUUGGCAGGAUGGUGUUGGCAUUUGAGUCAGGCUCAUGAAGGGGCAGCCCCCAGCCUCGCCGAGGAUAGGGGCGAAUCACCGAGAGUUGUUAGCCAAGAUGGCGGUGGCGGUUGCGGCGGCGCGGUUUGGGGGGCCAAGUAGAGGCUUGGGCCAGGCUGGCCUCCUGCUCCUGCGGCGGCUUGGAGAUCGGAGGCUGCCUAGAUCUCAGCCUCGGAGGUUACAGCAGCAGCACUUCUCAUCCCUGGAUGACAAGCCCCAGUUCCCAGGGGCCUCGGCGGAGUUCAUAGACAAGCUGGAGUUCAUCCAGCCCAAUGUCAUCUCAGGGAUCCCCAUCUACCGGGUCAUGGACCGGCAGGGCCAGAUCAUCAACCCCAGCGAAGACCCCCAUCUGCCACAGGAGAAGGUGCUCAAGUUCUACAAGAGCAUGACGCUGCUCAACACCAUGGACCGCAUCCUGUACGAGUCCCAGCGGCAGGGCCGGAUCUCCUUCUACAUGACCAACUAUGGUGAGGAGGGGACGCACGUGGGGAGUGCAGCCGCCUUGGACAACACGGACCUCGUGUUUGGCCAGUACCGGGAGGCAGGUGUGCUGAUGUAUCGGGACUACCCCCUGGAAAAGUUUAUGGCCCAGUGCUACGGCAACGUGAACGACCUGGGCAAGGGGCGCCAGAUGCCUGUCCACUAUGGCUGCAGGGAGCGCCACUUCGUCACCAUCUCCUCUCCACUGGCCACACAGAUUCCUCAGGCGGUCGGGGCGGCCUAUGCGGCCAAACGGGCCAACGCCAACAGGAUUGUCAUCUGUUACUUCGGUGAGGGUGCAGCCAGUGAGGGGGAUGCCCACGCCGGCUUCAACUUUGCCGCCACCCUCGAGUGCCCCAUCAUCUUCUUCUGCCGAAACAAUGGCUAUGCUAUCUCCACGCCCACCUCUGAGCAGUACCGCGGGGAUGGCAUCGCGGCUCGAGGCCCUGGGUAUGGCAUCCUGUCGAUCCGUGUGGACGGCAACGAUGUGUUUGCUGUGUACAACGCCACCAAGGAGGCCCGGCGGCGGGCUGUGGCAGAGAACCAGCCCUUCCUUAUUGAGGCCAUGACCUACAGGAUUGGGCACCACAGCACCAGCGACGACAGCUCGGCGUACCGCUCAGUGGAUGAGGUCAAUUACUGGGACAAGCAGGACCACCCCAUCUCGCGGCUGAGGCACUAUAUGCAGAGCCACGGCUGGUGGGACGACGAGCAGGAGAAGGCCUGGCGGAAGCAGUCUCGCAAGAAGGUGAUGGAGGCCUUCGAGCAGGCUGAGCGGAAGCUGAAGCCCAACCCCAAGUUGCUCUUCUCGGACGUCUAUCAGGAGAUGCCAGCCCAGCUCCGCAAGCAGCAGGAGUCCCUGGCCCGUCACCUCCAGACCUACGGCGAGCACUACCCCCUGGACCACUUUGAGCAGUGAGGCCUGCUAGCCCCACCCCCCACCUCAGCCACCCCUUGAGGCAGCUCCAGGUUGAGGGGCGGAGGGAGGUGGCAGGACACUGUCCCCAUUCCCAGCCAGCUCUUCCCAAGAUACUUGGGCCCCAGGGCAGUGCCUGAGAUGGUAAGGGGAACUUCCGCUCACCACCCCUGCUCCUCCACACUGUUACAUUGUGGGGGGCUCUGUCAGCCCCCCCUUUGCCUUCUCCCAGGGACCAGGCCUAUAGGACUGGAAGCCCCUCUGGGCUGGGGGCGGGCAUGGCAGGUCAGCACGUGGAACUUAAAGUGAGAGGUGCAGCAGACAGUGAAUAAACUGUGUCUGUACUUGG